Torulaspora delbrueckii is the source of this 1131-nucleotide messenger RNA. It is a transcript of the gene RDS2, whose product is annotated as gluconeogenesis transcription factor RDS2. Gene Ontology annotation, cellular component: nucleus. NCBI's taxonomy places the organism in Eukaryota, Fungi, Ascomycota, Saccharomycetes, Saccharomycetales, Saccharomycetaceae. The record is from RefSeq and is a predicted model, not a curated record. Gene Ontology annotation, molecular function: RNA polymerase II transcription regulatory region sequence-specific DNA binding; zinc ion binding; DNA-binding transcription factor activity, RNA polymerase II-specific. Bases 1 to 1131 code for a protein of 376 amino acids. Gene Ontology annotation, biological process: regulation of DNA-templated transcription. The transcript has a single exon.
AUGAGUGGAACUGAAAAAAGGCCUAAGAAGAAUUGGAGGUCGUGCGUUUUUUGCAGAAGAUCUCACUUGGUCUGCGACGAGCAACGUCCCUGUACAAGAUGUAUCAAACGAGAUAUUGCCCAUCUAUGUACAGAUGAAAAUUUGGGAAAUUCAAUGGGUCCUACUACACCAGCACCAGCAGCUGAAGAAUCAACCGGGGAUAUUGGUUUGCCACCGGGAGGAGCAGAACAGCUGACCAGCGCUAUGACUAGAACACCUAGUUUCCUGCCACAACAGCCUACGUUUGUAUCAGAGCAUGUGGGAUCAGAAUUCAGCUCUCUCAAUGAGUUCUUGAACAUGUUGGAAGAUCCUCUCCUGGUGAAUCAAUCGGAUCGACAGGAGAAAUCGCAGGACGAUGGAUCGAAACCUUAUGACGGUCAAGAAACAACUCCGAUAAUUAUAGAUGAGGAUCAACAAUUGAAAGGCGAUAACAAUGCUCCAACACCGAAAGAACAUUUCUUUCUGACAGCUGCAGAUCCCUCGACUGAAAUGACUCCAGAGGAUCGAUUGAAGCUGGUGAUAAAUGCCAAACUAGAGGCGGGACUGCUGCAACCAUACAACUAUGCACAGGGUUAUUCCAGAUUACAAAACUAUAUGGACAGAUACAUGAACCAAUAUUCCAAACAACGAAUUCUAAAACCUCUUUCGACGAUUCGUCCAGCGUUUAGAGCCAUUGCAAGGUCCUUGAAGGACGUCGAUUUGGUUCUCGUAGAAGAAGGUUUUGAAAGAAUGUUACUAUCGUACGAUCGCGUCUUCACAUCCAUGAGUAUGCCAGCGUGCCUAUGGAGACGCACGGGUGAAAUCUAUAGGGCGAACAAGGAAUUUGCGUCUCUGGUCGAUUGCACCGUUGACGAUCUGCGCGACGGGAAACUUGCAAUUUAUGAAUUAAUGACUGAGGAAAGUGCCGUUAACUUUUGGGAGAAAUAUGGUUCUAUCGCAUUCGAUAAAGGCCAAAAAGCUGUGUUAACGAGCUGUAACUUGCGAACCAGAGAUGGCCGUAGGCGAAAACCUUGUUGUUUUAGUUUCACGAUAAGAAGAGAUAGGUAUAAUAUACCUAUUUGUAUAGUCGGUAACUUCAUACCUAUAUCAUAA